AUGUAUCACUUGAUGAGGUCUCUCUACCUCUACGCGACAAGCAAGCCGGAGUACUCGAUAAUCCUGCUCGGCCUCGAUAACGCCGGCAAGACGACCCUCCUCACCCAGAUCAAAGCCCUUUUCAACACCGCAGUCGAUCCGGCCGGGCAGACUGGCGACGCGGCCCCCUCGGACACGGCGGGCAACACGGUGCCGACCGUCGGACAAAAUGUCGCUACCAUCGAUCUGCCAGACAUGUACCUCAAGAUCUGGGAUGUGGGGGGACAAAUGACCCUACGGAGAUUAUGGACUAGUUACUACAAGAGCGCGCACGCCGUCGUGUUCGUGGUCGACAGUACCGACUUGGGCAGCGGCGAACUGGAUAACGCCCCGAGAACGCCAGGCUGGCAUACGCGGAAAAAGAGCUUCAUGAGCAAGGCAGACGAUGAUGAGCCGCAGACGCCGUGGUCACCGACAACCCCAAUGACACCGGGAAUGCUAUCGUUAGGCCCCUCACAAGGACGGCUCGACGAGUGCAGAGCCGUGCUGGAGAGCGUGCUGGAGAAUGAAGACGCCGCGGGAAUACCUAUCCUGGUACUGGCCAAUAAGCAAGAUCGCGAGGAUAGCCUCGAGGUCGUGAGAAUCAAAGAGGGCUUUGUGAGGAAGGUCUUUGAAGGCGAGAAGGGCGGCAUGGUACGAGAUAGCCGCGUGCUACCAGUCAGUGCACUUCGAGGGACCGGGGUGAAAGAGGCUGUGGAAUGGGUCAAGAGCCGAGUUGUCUGGAACAAACAAAGCCGACCUCCAGUCAUGAGAUGA
This is a messenger RNA of Exophiala spinifera, 795 nucleotides long. RefSeq lists its product as uncharacterized. The transcript is spliced from 2 exons. Gene Ontology annotation, molecular function: GTP binding; GTPase activity. Bases 1 to 795 code for a protein of 264 amino acids. The record is from RefSeq and is a predicted model, not a curated record. Gene Ontology annotation, biological process: Golgi to plasma membrane protein transport; intracellular protein transport; protein localization to organelle. Gene Ontology annotation, cellular component: Golgi apparatus. Lineage: Eukaryota; Fungi; Ascomycota; Eurotiomycetes; Chaetothyriales; Herpotrichiellaceae.